AUGGCUCGGCCCCACCCCCACGCAGUCCCUGCGCUCAUUGGUCGGAGGUACGUCCCUCAAGCACGAGUUGUGCGCAGGCUCCGCCCCGCGCUGGGCCCCGCCCCAGGACGCCGCGUGAGGGUCGCACCCGACUGUUGGACGCGCGCGAACGCCCUGGGAGCCCGAGGCGGGGACGCCGGCAGGUCCAGCGCUGCUGGCCUCCGGACGCACUCGCGCUCAAUGCGCUGUCCCCGUCACCCCACACAUCCCGAGGACCUAGGUCGGCGUGUCGUUGCAUCCAGGCGCACACAAAGCCAGCGUGUUCACACAGACACCUUGCCCCACCCACUAACUGAACCUGGCAGUGAGCUGGACCGCCAAGCUCCCUUUGGUGGCACCCUGUCCUCCAUGAAGGGCAGUGGCAGGCUCAGGUCGGACCACAGAAACUUCAUAGAACAGGUGCAAGAGUGCAUGGACAAUGGCUACUUGCUCUCCUCCAAGAGGAUUGGCUCAGGGGCCUUCUCCAAAGUCUACCUGGCCUAUGCCACACAGGAGCGCAUGCAGCACAACCCCAAGCUGUCCUCCGACUUGCGGGGCAAGCACCACACCAUGGUAGCUAUCAAGAUUAUCUCCAUGGCUGAGGCCCCUGUGGAAUUCUCUCAAAAGUUCCUGCCCCGGGAGAUCUCAUCUCUCAAUGCUACCUAUAAACAUCUGAAUGUGGUACAGCUGUACGAGACCUAUCAUAACAGCCAGCGAUUCUACCUGGUGCUGGAGCUGGCAGCCCGAGGCGACCUGCUGGAACACAUCAAUGCUGUGUCCGACCACCGGUGCUGCCCAGGUCUGGAGGAAGAGGAAGCCCGAAGGCUCUUCUGGCAGCUGGUCGGCGCCGUAGCCCACUGCCACAAUGCUGGCAUUGUGCACCGGGACCUGAAAUGUGAGAACAUACUCCUGGAUGAUCAGGGCUUCUUAAAGCUGACAGAUUUUGGCUUUGCCAACCACUCGGGCCUCAAGAACUCACUGCUGAGCACCUUCUGUGGCUCUGUGGCCUACACAGCUCCAGAGAUCCUUAUGAGCAAGAAGUAUAGUGGCGAACAGGCUGACCUAUGGAGCCUAGGCAUCAUCCUCUAUGCCAUGGUGACCGGGAAGCUGCCCUUCAAGGAGAGCCAGCCUCACCGCAUGCUGCACCUGAUGCGCCGUGGUCCCAUCUUCCAGCCUGGCCUGUCUCCAGAGUGCCAGGACCUGAUCCGGGGACUGCUCCACCUGCGCCCACGUGCACGCCUGGAUCUGCAGCAGGUGGCUGCACAUCGCUGGAUGCUUCCUGCUGUGCGCACACUCUUCCGAUCGGUAUUGGGUGCCACGUCAGACAAGAAGCAGGUUCUGCAGGGCUGGGGCUCCAGUGCACCAAAGCAGGAAGCCCAGGAGUGA
Messenger RNA from Sciurus carolinensis (gray squirrel), 1404 nucleotides. Its product is annotated as testis-specific serine/threonine-protein kinase 5-like. The transcript is spliced from 9 exons. The record is from RefSeq and is a predicted model, not a curated record. Lineage: Eukaryota; Metazoa; Chordata; Mammalia; Rodentia; Sciuridae. Gene Ontology annotation, molecular function: tau-protein kinase activity; ATP binding; protein serine/threonine kinase activity. Bases 1 to 1404 code for a protein of 467 amino acids. Gene Ontology annotation, biological process: intracellular signal transduction; microtubule cytoskeleton organization; protein phosphorylation. Gene Ontology annotation, cellular component: cytoplasm.